UCUUCAUUAGAGUUCAACAUGGCUCUGCUGUCCUUUCUGAAAGCAUUGAUGGCAGCUCUAUUCACGACCUUCUCCUUCCUGAAAGCAUUGAUCAACAAGAAGGAGCUCUAUGCGACGGGCCAAGCAGGGGACGGGCGAGAGAAAGCUAUGCUCGCCCAUGUCAUCAGAACCGCUGAAAAGGGCAAUCCUCUUUCUGUGUUAAAUGUAAUGGACGCCUAUGCAAAAACCUCUGGCUGGUUGAUGAACAUUGGCGACGACAAGGGACCCAUUUUAGAUCAGGCCCUUGAUAAAUAUAAUCCAAGGGUAGUUAUUGAGCUCGGUACAUUCUGCGGGUAUUCUGCUGUGAGGAUUGCUUCGCAGCUGCACAAGGAGGGCAGUAAGCUUAUCACUUUUGAGAUGAGCCCAGAUAACUACAAUAUCGCCAGACAAAUCAUAGAGCACGCAGGGCUGUCCUCCAAAGUGGUUUCCGUGCAAGGGAAAUUCAACGAGCGCCUUGACGUAGCCAAACAAUUUCUGAAGGAGAUGAAUACUAGUCAUUUUGAUUUCGUUUUCAUCGACCACUGGGUACACAGCUAUAUGCCAGAUUAUCUUCUACUUAAGGAGAAUGAGAUGUUGGGGAAGGGCACCGGAGUAAUUGCAGACAAUAUGGGCGCUUUCAUAGGACCUGCGGACUUUAGGAAAUAUGUGAAAACGCACCCGGAGGAACUUGAGACUGUUGAAUACAAGAGCAAUGCAGAGUACCUUUGGUGGUUCCCAGACAGCAUCACUGUUUCUACUUUUCAGCCAUCCACCAGGUUCUACUAAAAGCUGCAGUUAGAUUGCCUUCUACAUCUCAAAACUGCUUCUACUUUUAAGCUACCUACUAUAGUUUCUACUAAAAACUGCAGUUAGGCUGCCUUCUACAUCUCACAACUAUUUCUCACUUUCCCGAAUUUAUGAGGCUCCUUCUACAUAUCACAUAUGCUCUAUUUUCCUCCAUGUUUAGGAAAAGCUGUUAGUUCUGUUUCCAUGUUUCUGUUUUGAUGCCGGCAUGAAAUUCUCUAUAUAUAAGAGAAAUGAACUGUUACUUGUUCUAUGAAUAAAUUAAAUAAAUAAACCUGUUUCUAUCU
Messenger RNA from Cryptomeria japonica (Japanese cedar), 1109 nucleotides. RefSeq lists its product as uncharacterized. NCBI's taxonomy places the organism in Eukaryota, Viridiplantae, Streptophyta, Pinopsida, Cupressales, Cupressaceae. Gene Ontology annotation, molecular function: O-methyltransferase activity. The record is from RefSeq and is a predicted model, not a curated record. The coding region runs from base 19 to 804 and encodes 261 amino acids. The transcript has 2 exons.